GGUUUUCACUUCAGUCGACUUCACGAGUGCGCGCGUCUGAUAGAAGUUGAUCUCUGUGACAAGAUCUCUAAACCUCAGCUGCUCAUCAGAUAAGAUGAGAAGAUUACUUGGAAUUCUUGUAAUUUUGAAAUAUUGCAUUUGCGGUGAUGUGCAUGACUUCGAUGGAGAUAUCAAGGACUUUGUAGUUGGUAACAGUAAGUUAUUUGUUCUUACUGAUCAUCGACUAUAUCAGAUGAGACACGAUCUUACUGAGGAGAAGAGGAAAGACAUCACUAAUGCCACUGAACACAACAGAGUUAACAUUCUGCUGCCUUUUGAUGCCAACAGCACCUUGAUAAUGUGUGGGACAUUUAAAGAAGGAUAUUGUGAGGUUCUUGAUAUAAAUGAUAUUACGAAAAGUAUUUACUAUGAAAGUAAUCUACUGAUAGGACCUCGACAGGAUGAGAAAUCUGUUGCCUUCAUAGCCGGUACAAGUAGCAGUAGGUACCUUUUGGUUGGGAAAAAAGACGAAGAUGCAAAACCUCAAGAUACCAGAUAUUCUGUUGUUAUCUUGUGUAACACUUUACAGUCUCAAUUUGGUGGGAUUUUCUCAAGAAUAGCGGAUGGAUCAGAUCUCAUGAUUCAGAGCACUGUGAGAGAUGUGGAGUUUGUUGAUGGAUUCCAGAGAGUUUCACCCUCAGAAUCCUACUUAUUUCUGAACACAAAGACUGACUCCGAGAGGAAAGUGCUCGUCCUGUGGAUGAACAGCUCUAAAGGAAAAAAGUUAGAAAUAAUCAAAUCUCUACAGGCUUCAAUGAUACUAUGCUGCAGUGAUAAAGCUCGUCCAGUGCUCGUCGCCAGCACCGUUAUUCCCUCAGUGAACAGAGUUAUUUGGGCAGGUGUGUUCAGUGCACAGAAUCAGCAGGAUCCGGAGAACAGCGCGCUGGCUCUGUACGACAUCAGUCAUGUUAAAGGACGAGUGAAGGGCUUCUGCUCUUAUGGUGAAAAUCCAUGUGGUUCUGAGAGUGAUACUGAACUUCAGCCGCUCUCUGUGGUGUUCAAGUACAGCUCAAUGUCAGCAGUGGCAGCAGUUAGAAGUGGAUCCUGGAUUGUGCUGUUCAUAGGAACCAGUGAUGGUCAACUCAUAAAGCUUGUGUUGGAUGAGAAUUUCACUCCAGGCUGUCCAACAGUGCUGUUCAUAUCUGAUGAUGAGCGAGCAGUGUUUCCCAGAAUGCACUUUGAUCAAGUAGAUUUCAAAUAUAUCUACAUUGCCCUGAAGAAACAGUUAAGAAGAAUGUCUGUGGUUUCGUGUGCUAAAUACAUCACUCUGAAAGACUGCAGAGCUGCUCUGGAUCCUCUCUGCGGCUGGUGUGUGAACACACAAAGAUGUUCUACUCAAGAUGAAUGUUCAAAUACUUCAUGGGUGUCCAUCCCAAAAAACUCUCUCCAGACACGGCUGUUUUCUUUUCAGAUAGCAGAGAAUUCUUCUAGAAAGAUUACUCUACAUCUUUCAUUGAGUCUGGAGAGCACAGGAAAUCCUGCCUUCUCAUGUACCUUCACUAAAGGAAGUGUAAACCUGUGUGACGGGUCUGAUCCACCUGCAGUUUUCCCAAACUGCUCCUGUAGUUUUUCUGAUCACAUUCUAUACACUGGAGGUUUAAGAGUCUCUGCUACAGUUACUAUUGAGGAUCAGACAAUCACAGAUACACUGACGCUGAGGAACUGCUCUGGUAUCAAAGAUAAUUCACCAAAUUCUUCUUACACAAAGUGUGUGCAGUGUGUCUCAUCUGGGUGUCACUGGUCCUCUUCCUCCAAGUGUUGUGAUUUGACACAUGGACAUGGGCUGCAGUUACACACACAGAAGCCAGAGAUUCUGUCUCUGAAGCCGAACAAGGUUUCUUUCCAUGGCAGAAACAAUGUUUUACUAAGAGGAAGGAACCUGGAAUCUGUUACUAAAAUCCGUAUUCAAGCGGAUCUGGAGUGCAUUCCUAAAGAAUCUCCAGUGUUUGAUCGCUCCAGUGACAUGUUAAGGUUCCACAUUCCUCCCAGUGGAACUAAAGGAACAGUGAAAGUGUGUGUUGUUACUCCUGACGACCGUUGUCAUGGUAGCAGCAUCAUCACUUACAGUUCUCAGCCCAGCUGCACUGGAAUACAGCCCACAGUCAGCUGGAGCAGUCACAAUGGUUUCACCCAUCACCAGCACAGCAGCGACACCCGUGAAAUUUCACCAGUCAGUGGCAGCUGGGCAGCCGUGCAGCUGUCUGCAGUACGUAGUGUCUCAUAG
Molecule: messenger RNA, 2263 nt
Organism: Carassius carassius (crucian carp)
Lineage: Eukaryota; Metazoa; Chordata; Actinopteri; Cypriniformes; Cyprinidae
Product: plexin-C1-like
Exons: 11
Coding region: 95-2263 (722 amino acids)
Biological process (GO): semaphorin-plexin signaling pathway involved in axon guidance; regulation of GTPase activity; regulation of cell shape
Cellular component (GO): semaphorin receptor complex
Molecular function (GO): semaphorin receptor activity; protein binding
Source: RefSeq, a predicted model, not a curated record